AUGAGCGGGCCAAACGACAUGGAGCUGAAGCAGACCAGCAAGGACUCAAUAUCCUCUGCGGAGCGCAUCUCGGAGGAGCCGAAAACCGCCGACUACCAGGAAAAACAUGUCGCCAGAGCUUAUCCAGCGACGACGACCGAAGGUCCUCAAUUGAGGCGACUGUUCAGUUUCGCCCAGCUCCUUGCCUUCUCUUUGACUUUUAUGGAAUCAUGGGAAGUGAUGGCCAUCAACAUUUCUGCGACAUUCUGGAAUGGCGGCCCUCGAGCUCUGAUAUGGGGUGCGAUUGCUGUCAUCUUGGGAUCUUUGGCACAAGCAUAUUCGAUGGCAGAGUUGGGCUCAAUCCUUCCCAUCGCGGGUGCCCAAUAUCAUUGGACUCACAUCAUGGCUCCAGACAGCACACGAAAAUUCAUUACAUGGAUGCAAGGUUGGGUAACAUGGUUUGCUUGGGUAUCCGCUCUUGCUGGAAGUACAUCUGGUGAAGCCGCCCUCCUGCAAGCCAUGAUAGCCGAGAACAUGCCUGGCUACACCCCAGAGCGAUGGCAUCUCACCCUCAUCAUGUGGGCUAUUCUCAUUAGUGUCGGCCUCAUGAACAUGUACAGCUUCUGGCUCAUCCCAUGGUUGGAACUGACGGCUGGUAUCAUGCACGUCGUGUUGUUCAUCAUCUUCAUGGUCGUCCUCGUCACGCUCGCUCCACGGCACGAUUCUGAGUUCGUGUGGUUCACGGACUCAACACAAUCGGGAUGGAGUAGUAGCUUCGUGGCCUUCAAUAUUGGAAUGCUGGCUCCUGCCUGGGGUUUCAUUGGAUUUGAUGGAGUCGUUCACAUGUCCGAAGAAGUCAGAAAGGCCAAGAAUGCCGUCCCACGUUCAAUGAUUCUGACAAUCGCCAUCAACGGUGUGAUGGCAUUUGCCUUCAUCCUGGUUCUUCUUUACUGCCUGGGCGACCCCAACAUCGUCAUGGGCACAACCAUGCCUAUCCUCAACAUAUGCUACAACGCCACUGGUUCUUGGCCUGCUACCAAUGCUCUGGUCGCAGGCUUGAUCAUUGUCACCUAUUGUGUGGUCGCCGCCAGUGUCGCUUCUGUCUCCCGUAUCACCUGGGCUUGGGCUCGUGAUGGGGCUCUUCCAAAAUGGCUUGCCGUUAUUGACGCCAAACACCACGUGCCGACGAACGCUUUGUGGCUUCCUAUCUUCAUCGUCAUGCUGCUUUCUCUCCUGAAUGUCGGCUCUACUGCCGCUACAGCUUUUAGCGCGUUCAACGCUCUUUCUUCAAUCGGCCUGUACACUUCUUACAUUAUUGCAAUCAGCUGCAUCUUGCAUGCGCGAUUGACCGGACGCUUGAGCGACAAGCCAGAUGCCGUUGUUCAAUAUGGCGGGUGGCGCAUGUGGAAGGGCUUUGCUGUUCCUGUCAACAUCAUUGCCCUGGUCUGGACUAUUUACCUCACCAUCUGGCUUCCAUUCCCCACAACCAUCCCGGUCACCGGUACGAACAUGAACUACGCAUUACCAAUCUAUUCGGCCGUUGUGAUUGCUGCUUUGACGUAUUGGUUCACUUGGGGCAAAAAGAACUGGCCCGGCCUGAACCUUGCUGCCAUUGGAAUGGUCGAAUCCCACGAAUAG
Molecule: messenger RNA, 1617 nt
Organism: Exophiala viscosa
Lineage: Eukaryota; Fungi; Ascomycota; Eurotiomycetes; Chaetothyriales; Herpotrichiellaceae
Product: amino acid/polyamine transporter I
Exons: 7
Coding region: 1-1617 (538 amino acids)
Biological process (GO): transmembrane transport
Cellular component (GO): membrane
Molecular function (GO): transmembrane transporter activity
Source: RefSeq, a predicted model, not a curated record